Lacerta agilis (Sand lizard) is the source of this 2837-nucleotide messenger RNA. RefSeq names its product RUN and FYVE domain containing 2 (gene RUFY2). Gene Ontology annotation, molecular function: metal ion binding. The coding region runs from base 27 to 1946 and encodes 639 amino acids. Gene Ontology annotation, cellular component: cytoplasm. The record is from RefSeq and is a predicted model, not a curated record. The transcript is spliced from 18 exons. NCBI's taxonomy places the organism in Eukaryota, Metazoa, Chordata, Lepidosauria, Squamata, Lacertidae.
CGCGGUUCCGCAGGAGGAGGGCGGAGAUGGAGGAGGCGGAGGAGGGCUGGAGAAAGGCCGUGAAAGGAGCAAAGGCUGGGUCCACCUCGCUGAGCUGCUCGGGCAGCUGCUGCUCCUCGCUGGCGAUGGCUGUGAAAGACCCCACAGCUGUUGAGCGAACAAAUUUAUUGAAUAUGGCCAAAUUGAGUAUCAAGGGACUCAUUGAAUCUGCCUUGAGCUUUGGCCGAACCCUUGAUUCUGACUAUCCACCUCUGCAACAGUUCUUCGUUGUUAUGGAGCACUGCCUGAAACAUGGCCUUAAAGUAAAAAAGUCUUUUCUCAGUUACAAUAAAACAAUAUGGGGUCCUCUGGAGCUUGUGGAGAAGUUGUACCCAGAAGCUGAGGAAAUCGCUGCUAGUGUUAGAGACUUGCCUGGUCUCAAGACUCCACUAGGACGUGCCCGAGCUUGGUUACGAUUGGCACUUAUGCAAAAAAAGAUGGCUGAUUAUCUACGAUGUCUCAUCUUUCAGAAGGAAUUGCUUGGCGAAUUUUAUGAAUAUCAUGCACUGAUGAUGGAAGAAGAAGGAGCAGUUAUCGUUGGCUUGCUCGUUGGGUUAAAUGUAAUAGAUGCAAAUCUUUGUGUAAAAGGAGAAGACUUGGAUUCACAAGUUGGUGUGAUUGAUUUCUCUAUGUAUUUAAAGAAUGAAGAUGAUAUUGAAAGCAAAGAAAGAAAUGACCAUAUUGCUGCUAUAUUGGAUCAAAAGAAUUAUGUUGAAGAACUAAACAGGCAGCUGAAUAGCACAGUCAGCAGUCUCCAUACACGCGUUGAUUCGCUAGAGAAGUCAAACACUAAACUAAUUGAAGAGUUAGCAAUAGCCAAAAAUAAUAUAAUUAAACUUCAAGAAGAAAAUCAUCACUUGCGAAGUGAAAAUACACUCAUUUUAAUGAAAACACAGCAUCAUCUAGAGGUGAACAAAGUGGAUGCUGAAGCAGAACUUCAGACAUACAAGCACUCCAGACAAAGCCUGGAUGAUAUGUACAGUGAAGCACACAGGCAGCUUCGAGAAGAAUCACAGUUGAGACAAGAUAUAGAGAAUGAGCUGAUGGUUCAAGUUGGUAUGAAGCAUGAGAUAGAACUUGCAAUGAAGUUGUUGGAGAAGGAUAUACAUGAAAAACAAGACACUCUUAUAAGUCUGCGGCAACAGUUGGAGGAAGUCAAAGGAAUAAAUGUAGAAAUGUACAAAAAGCUACAAGUUUCAGAUGAUUCGCUGAAAGAAAAGAACGAAAUCAUUGGCCGACUUGAAGAUAAAACCAAUCAGAUUACAGCAACUAUGAAGCAGUUGGAGCAAAGAUUACAACAAGCAGAGAAGGCUCAAAUGGAGGCAGAGAGUGAAGACAAGAAAUUUAAGCAAGACUAUAUGAGUAAAUCUGAAAGUCUGCUGAAAGAUAUUACUCAAAAGGAAAAGCAAGUUGGCCAGCUGGAAACAGAUUUGAAAAUAGAAAGAGAAUGGCGACAAACUAUGGAAGAAGACCUUAAAAGGGAAAAAGAAACAUCAUCUUCCUUGAAGACAGAGACCAAACAAAUCAUUACUCUUAAAAAAGAGUUCCUAAAAUUACAAGAAAAAAACAAGCAGUUGAAAAAUCUAUGCCAUGAUCAAGAAGAAGCUCUCCAAGAACUGGCUGGCAAACUUAGCGAAUCAAAGCUUAAAAUAGAAGAUAUAAAAGAAGCAAAUAAAACAUUGCAGGGACAGGUCUGGCUAAAGGACAAAGAAGCUACACACUGCAAAUUAUGUGAAAAAGAGUUUUCGCUUUCCAGAAGGAAGCAUCACUGUAGAAACUGUGGCGAAAUUUUCUGUAAUGCCUGCUCUGACAACGAACUGCCUUUGCCAUCUUCGCCAAAGCCUGUAAGGGUUUGUGAUUCCUGCCAUGCACUGCUCAUACAGAGGUGUUCUUCCAGUGUGCCAUAAGAGUCAUCUACAGAAGAUUUCUAAAAUGUUACUUUACUACAGUGGUAAGAGCUGUAACAUUAUAAUAUAAACUCCUGCAGCGCUGGCCAAUGCUUUUGUAUUGUCAAAAUCUAAACAGCCAAUCUUAAAUCUUUGUGCCAUUGUGAUAUUCCUGCAGUGGCAGCAUGUCAUAUUAUGUGAGUUUCUGCUAAUGCAGCAAUUGAUAUGCCUGAUUUUACAAAUGCAUCUGCUUGUGCAACACACUUUAUUGUUCAUCGUAAAGGAUAUAGGCAGAAUGUUUUGCAUUCCCAGCAUUUGCCAUUUCAUCAUGCAGAUGGACCAUUCCAGGACCAAGUGCAGAGUUUUGCAGUUUCGGAUUAUUUUUAAAAGGAUCUUAGUUUGGGAACAGGUUGGCAGGGGACAUUGUAGCUUGGAAGUCAGAGGAGCUGGACAGGGCUUUUAAGGGUUGCGAGUUGAGGUUCAGUAUCUUGUGCAGCUUUGUAUGUUUCCUAGGCCUCCCCACAAAAGCCAUUUAAAUGCAGAAUUGGGAAGAUUACAUAUAAGUAAAUGCAGCUACUUCAUAUAUUUCUGGUGACAUAAAUUGGCUUUCUUGGACAUUAUCCCUAGAUGUAAGAUUAAGUUUCCAGCCUUGUUAGUGCAGCAGUUUCAAUAUACAUGUGGUAGCUUAGCUAGAAGAAUGAGAAGGCAAGCAGGUUUUUUGCAUCACUGGAAUUCCUGAAAGAACUUUGUCAGGCAGGUCUUUAAGUACUUUGUCUGAGAGAAACUACCUGACUUGCAUAUUGUGCACAGGGCUUUUGAAGAGGAACUAGAAGGCAGGCCAGGUGAGGAGUGGAAAGAAUAUCCCGAGGGGGAUCAUGGAAUGUGUGUAGUGCUUUCAUCCUGACCUCUGUU